This is a messenger RNA of Theileria parva strain Muguga, 1668 nucleotides long. Its product is annotated as putative integral membrane protein. The record is from RefSeq and is a predicted model, not a curated record. NCBI's taxonomy places the organism in Eukaryota, Apicomplexa, Aconoidasida, Piroplasmida, Theileriidae. The transcript has a single exon. Bases 1 to 1668 code for a protein of 555 amino acids.
AUGUAUAUCAUAAAAUGUGUAAAAUUUAUUUUAAGUAUUUGUCUUUUUUACCUAAUUGUAACACUAAAUCAAACAAAUUGGACCUUGGCAUUCAGACCGCAGAAUAUCAAAACAGAACUUACACAUUUUCACAUCUACUCAAAUGGAAGUUGUAAAAAAAAGGCUUUUUUGCUGGAUUCUACAGAUUGUGAUCAAGAAAACGCUACAACAACAUUGGUUGAGGAUGAAAUCACAGCUGAAGAUUAUCCAAAAUACAAUAAAUACCCAAGUUUUUGUACAGGAAGAUUUAAUUUUUUCGAACUUGAUCUAUUUAAAGACAAAAAACUAAUUAGUAAAGAAAUUUACCCCAAAUUCAUAGCCUAUUUACAUCUCUUCACGAAACUAGAUUUUGACCUUCACAGAUAUGGAUCGUUCUCAAUUUCAUACAAGGACCAAGAUAAAAACAACGCUAAUGAAGCUGUGAAUCCGAAGCAUUUUUAUAAUUCCAACAAGAUAAACACCCUGGAUGACGACUUUGAUGAAACUUCACUCAUAAAAAUCCACACAUACGGAAAAGAACAAUUCAAGGAUGAGGGUAAAGAGUUUCUCAAACAACUGGAUAAUCAAAAGAUAGAAACAUAUGACGUUAAAGAUUUAAUCACAAAAACAGUCCCACAAAAGGAUGUGAAGUUAGAGUUAAGAAAUUCUCUCCAAAAUCAAAUUAUCAAUAAAUAUGACUUAAAUUCAUUGUAUGAAAACAUAAAACCGCGAGAGUGGCUCUACUUACCUGAUAAAAAAAUCUUGAAUAUUAAUUUGUUUCUGGAGGACAUUUCCCUACCAAUUCAUUUAAGCUUUAGACUGUAUCCUGGAACUAGACCUCUUGUUAUACAUAAAGGAUGUAUAUUUGUACCUAAACAAGCCCCAACUAAUUUUAAUUGUGAUGGUUCUAGUACCGAAAUUGAUUUAGUCUGUUUUACUAAAGUGAGACCCGUGGUUAAUUAUUCAACCAAGAAAAUCCUGUCAAAUGAUUUAAGUAGGUCAAAAAUUAAACUCAUAACUAUAAGUGGUUCUCUUAGACAACGGUUUAAUAUACUGUUUAAGAUACUGGAACUGUUGAAUGCGAAUUCUCCGCCAUAUAAACUACAAGAUCCUAUUCCUCUAAAUAAUGCAGUGCCUUCAUCCUGCAUCAAAUUACCCAUUCACGUGAAAAGUUUAGCUGUUUACCUGAAUUCUAAGUUUAGAUUUGUUAUACCGCUUCUCACAUACUUUGAUAAUUUAACUGGCAUGACACAUCUGUGUAACCAUGGCACAACUUUCGAUUUUAAACCAGACAGAGUAUGGUUUCCAAUCAGAACCGGCUACGGUAGUUUUAACAAAUAUUUUGUGCCUAUCCAGUACAGAAAAGCUGGAUUCUUCUCUAGUAACCAGAUAGAUUUCAAACCUGAGGUUAUAUUUAACAUGCUAUCGAGUUACCUAAGCUUCUGGAAAUUAAUAGAAGACCAUGAAUCGAAAGACUUAGUUGAUGGAAACACUUGUUUGAAGAAAACUUUCGAGGAGGUUAAGGAGAGUGAAAAGGGUGAUGGCGAGAAUAAGGAGAAAAGGAAUUAUAAAGUAUACUACGUAGGCGGUAAGUAUAAGAUGAUUUACAAGGAUGAAGAUGGCUCAAUAAUAUUAAAUUUACUUCUUUAG